Aquila chrysaetos chrysaetos is the source of this 6335-nucleotide messenger RNA. RefSeq names its product coiled-coil domain containing 18 (gene CCDC18). The record is from RefSeq and is a predicted model, not a curated record. Bases 1 to 3630 code for a protein of 1209 amino acids. Lineage: Eukaryota; Metazoa; Chordata; Aves; Accipitriformes; Accipitridae. The transcript has 25 exons.
AUGCCAGCAGCGCGCGGCGCCCUCCGUCCGCGGAGCCCAGCCGCCGUCGCGGGCGGAGCGAGCGAGGGGCGGGACCGACCCCCGGGGCGUGGGCGGGACCGGCCCCGCCCCUCGCGCCGCUCCCCCAAUCGCGGCCACCGCAGCACAAGCUCUCCGCCCGCCCACAGUGCACCGCGGCAGAGAGACGCGGUGGGUCGGGUGUACCCCUUGCUCGGGAGGCGCUGCCCCCUCCAAGCCAUAUGUGUGGUACCAACGGAAUACAGUAUGUGGACUUGCUCUAAAAGUGCUGCUGAUGAAGACCUGCUUGGAAAUUUACAGUCAUUACGGAAUCAGCUGAGGAGAACUGAAAAAAACCUACAAACUGUAGAGGAAGAGCUUUCUAGUACAAGUGACUGUUAUGGCCACUGCUUCAAUGAGGCUGUAGACUUCACUCUGGAGGACCUUGUUCAGCCUAAUUGCAACUAUCAAGGCUUUUCCAACUGUAAGAAGAAUGCUGGUAAAACAUCUUGCCAGGAUUUUCAAAGAAAAUCCAAAUCUUACUCAGUAUCCACAACUUCUGAUAAAACUGUGGAAGAAAAUGAACAUCUCAAGGAGAAGCUGGAUGCCCUUCAUGAGCAAAAUGCAUCUUUGGCUUCUCAGAACCAUUACCUAAAGAACAGAGUGGAAGCAAUGAACUUUGAAUUGAUGCAGUCAAAAACAAGAAUUUGUUAUCUUGAAUCGACUUUAGGUACACACUUAGUCAGCAUUCCAAAGUUAAAAGAACAGAUUGUAAACUUGGAAGCAGAAGUUUCAGCUCAAGAUAAAAUUCUGAGAGAUGCAGAGGAUAAACUAGAUCAAAGCCAGAAAACAGGAAUGGAAAGAGAAAAUAUGCUGCAAAGAUAUAAAAAGGACUAUAAAAAUCUGAAAAUGGAGUUAAUUGAACGAAGCAAGCAAGGAAAGAGAGCAGAACAGCAAAGAAAUGAAGCUUUGUUGAAUGUGGAGGAGCUGACAAGAUCUUUCAAAAAGUAUAAAGAGAAAAUAACUGAAAAAUUAGAAAAGGUUAAAGCUGAAGAAGUAGUCUUGCGAAAACGUUUAAUUAAUUGUGAAAAAGAAAAAGAGAAGAUGAAUGAAAAGUGUGUCAGCUACAGAAAGGAUCUAAACAUCCUAGAAGAGCAAUUAAGGCAAUUAAAGGAAGAGAAUCAUAGCACAAAAGAAAAAAUUAAGACUCUAGAGGCAAAGAACACUGACGUGGUAUCAAUGCUGACUCGGUCUGAUCAGAAGAUCAUUGAGCUUGAGAGUGAACUUCAUGAAAAAGAAAUAGUGCUUAAAGAGAAAAAUGCUCUAAUAAGUGAAAAUGCAGAGCUGAGAGCACUUACUGCACAGCAACAUAACCGCUUGAAACUAUACCAUCAAGAAAUUGAAGACUCAAGGGAAGAGCUCAACAUACUAGAAACCAUUAUUUCCCAGUUGUCUCUAAGUACGUCUGAAGAGCUUAAAUGGCACCACUUGAAACACCAGCUAUCCAGUUCCUCAACAAAAGAAGCUCUCUCCGAAUCUUGUUUUGAAUCGAAUAAACCUUUGAUUGCAGAUCUAAGCAUUAAACUGGCAAUGAAAGAAGCAGAAAUUCAGAAGCCUUGUGCAAACUUGACUAUCUGUACUGGAGCUGAGCAUCUUUCUAAUGAUAAUGAAGGACAAGAAAAUAGCAGGUUAUGUGGCCUGGAAGCAGAGCCUGUCAAAUUGAUCAGACGUCAAGGAGAGAGGAGAAAAUGUCAACAGUUGGAACUUAUCAGCAAACAAUUUGAAAAGGAGAGGCAAAGAUUCCAGAAAGAGAUAGAAGAGUUACGCACUAAACUGACAAAAGCAGAUGAUGUGAAUUCGUCUUUGAAGACCAGCAUGGCUCAGAGAGCCAGUCAGUUUCAAAUCAUACAGGAAGACCUAUUGAAGAAGGCUUCCAAAACUAGUAGCUUAGAGAGAGAAGUAACAAAGAAAUCUUCUCAACUUUCUGCGCUUGAGAAACAGUUGGAAGAAAAGACUAUUGCUUAUUCUCUUGCUGCAACAAGAAAUACUGAGUUGGAACAGGAACUCAUGGGAAAAAACAGACGCAUUCAUGAGUUGGAAACAACUAUCAGUGAAGAACAUGAGCAAGUAACUUCUGCUUUUGAAAAAGCAAAGUUGGUUCACCUUGAGGAGCACAAAGAGAUGGAGAAACAGAUUGAACUACUUCAGACACAGCUGGAGAAGAAACAUCAACAAUUCAUUGAACAAGAGAAAAUAAUAUCUAUUUUGCAACAAGAUGUUAUACAUAAACAGCAUCGCAUUGAAUCAUUGGAUGGGCUCCUGAUAGAAAGCAGAGAGGAAAUGGAAAAUCAAAAUGUCAAGAAAGAUCAAGGAUUGAAGAUGCUGAAAAGUCAGCUAACAGAAGAAACAAUCAAAGUGAGACAACUCGAGUCAGCACUGGAUGUGUGUAAGGAAGAAGUUGCACUGUAUUUGAAUCAGUCACAAGAAAAUAAGGAGAUAUUUGAAAAUCAGCUCAAAAAAAAGUCUGAAGAGGUUCAUUAUUUACAGAAAGAAAUAAAACUAAAAGAUCAGAAUAUUCAGGACACAAAUGAACAAAAUAUUCUCCUACAGCAAACUUUGCAUCAUCAGCAGCAAAUGUUACAGCAAGAAACUAUUAGAAAUGGGGAGCUGGAAGAUAACCAAAUUAAAAUAGAAAAACAGGUAUCCAAUUUGGAACAAGAGCUUCAGAAGCAGAAAGCAUGUGCAGAAGAUAAGUUGAGAAAGGUAGAGGAGAAACAUCGCCUAGCUGCUCAGGAAGCAGAUUUAAACAGACAGAAAGUGGAUGAACUUAAUGGUACAAUCAGACAAAUGAAAUUGGAGAUGGAUCAGUGCAAGAGUGAACUUACUGGUAUGGAAAAGGAAGUAGUGCAAUUAAAACGAGAUGGUGAAGACAAAGCAAUGCAGAUAAAUCAGUUGGAUAUUAUUUUGGAAGAAGCACGAUCAGAGCUCAAUGAAAAGGCAAAUGAGGUCAAUGAUUUACAAGAUAAGCUGCUUCAAAGUGAGACUUGCCACAGGGAAGCCUUACAGAAAAUAGUAGAACUAGAAUCUGCAUUAGAGAAUGCCCAUGGAGAAUUAAAAAUCACUUUAACACAGCUUCAGGAAUUGCAAGAUGCAUUACAGAAUGCACAGUCCUCUCUGGAGAAGAAGCAUGUUGCUAUCAUGGAUCUAACAACUGAGCUCAGGUACUGCAAGGGAGAAAUUGAAGACAAAAAGCAAGAACUCCUUGACAUGGACCAGGCAUUGAAAGAAAGGAAUUGGGAACUGAAACAAAGGGCAGCUCAGAUUACACAGUUGGAUAUGACAGUUCGUGAACAUAGGGGAGAAAUGGAACAACAAAUAAUUCGAUUAGAGUCCAAUUUAGAGAAGUCAGAGCUAGAAAUUAAGGAAUGCAAUAAACAGAUUGAGAGCUUAGAGAAGAAACUUCAGUGUUCUAAAGAUGAGCUUCGUGAAAAAGAGUUUGAAUUGCUCCAGAGAGAUCAAGAAAUAAAUCAGCUGAAGAAAAAAAUAGAAAGAAAACAACAGAGCCUAGAAGCUCUUGAAAAGAUGUUUUGUUUCAGGGGCAAGAAUUAUGAAGGAAGGAGUGUUGUCUAUUGAACAAGUAGCAACCUAGGAACGCUGUUGCUGGCAUCAUAAUCGUGCGUUCAAAGAGGAAAUUUUAACAUUGUGUUUGUAAAUAAUGAAUGUGGUUAUUUGUACUGACGCAAAUGACAACCUUUUUAUUUUUCCAACUGUUUUUCAGAUUAUUGCCUUGAUAUAAUAACAUCUUAAUUCAUUUUUUGAGAAAUAAAUUUUUUUUUUUAAGUAUUUUGAAUUGCAGAAAUUUUUUUCAGCUGUCAUUUUUUUCCCAAGGAUUUUAAACCAUGUACUUGUGUUUCACAUCUAACUUCCAAUUAAGAGCACAAUGGUAUUACCUUAUUAACAAUUUUUGAUUGGGAAUUUUUUUUUUUUUUUUGUACACAUACAAUGUUGCAGACACAAUAUCUUAUUAAAAUUGACCUGUUUGUAAGAUGUCUUAGGACACUGAUUUGAUCAUAGACACUGGCAAAACCUGCUUACUUUACUCCAAGCAGUACCUUUCAGAUGCAAAGGCGUAUGGGACAGGGCCAUAAAGUUUGAACUUCUUUUUUUUCCAAACCAAAAUCCAUACAAAAAUUACCAUUGAUUAAAAUGGCAUCAUAACUAUGCAUUCUAAAACAUACUUAUUUCCAAUUUUCAAAAAAUACUACCCAAUUCAGCUAGUACAAAUGGCUAGUGGCCUCUGUUUCUAACACUUUUAUCUUUACAAAAGCCUCAGAAACUACAAAUAUGGUUAUGAGGCCUAAAUCUGAGUCUGAUUAAUACAAACAUGAUUUACAUGUAUUAAGACAUGUGAUUCAUACUUCAGAAAAUCAAGUUAGUAAAGUUAUUUGACAUAAAGCAGAGGACCAGAACUGAAUGUAUUGCAAUUUAAAGAUGAGACCUCAGUUAAGUGUUCCAUAUAUUAGAAGAGUAUCUUGGCCAACAAACCUAUCUGUUGUAUUUCAGCAACUCUGCAGGUGGAAGUGUGCUAAACUCCUUAGGUAGUAGGUAGGUCUUUCCCUGUUUAUGCAAACAUGUUCCACAAAUGCAACCAUUCUACUUUAAGUGGUUAUACAAAACCAGGCAGACAUUUUGCUACCAUUGACAAGGUCAAGAUACACUCCUCUAAAGUAUUUCUGCAGUUUCAGAUUAUUUAUUUAGCUAUUAUGAAAACUAUGAUGUAGCAAAAAAUGGAAAUUAUGGAAAUUUAUGGAAAUAAAUAUAUUGUGUGUUUUAAAUCAAGCUAUUUGUUUCUCUAUGUAGUGGUAAAUGAAAAACAUUACUAUUAGGUUGACUAGUGUAAUAGCUGAAAAAUAUUAAAAUACUUUAAAUUUUUUUCCUCUCUUUAGGCAGAUCAGUUUGCCUUCAGGCUAGAAAUCUAUGCAUCAAAUUUCAGACAGAUUUUUUUUAAAGCAAAGGAACACGUAAGCCCUUCACACCAGGAUUUCAAGUGGGAAAUAUAACCAAUCUGUAAUUACAGUUGCAUCACAACACUAGUGGAAUUCCACUAACGUACUGUUGCAUAAAGCCUCGCUUGCUCCUCCUACAUGCACUAAAUAUAAAUGUGCAUGAGCAGCAAAAGCAAUUUGCCUAAUAUCUGAAUCAGCUAAAUUGCAUUUGCACUAAAAUUGUGUAUCUGGAUACCAACUUUGGUAAAACUGUGGGUCGAACCUGAUAAAUAAGUAGAAUCAUAAUUACAUUUUCUCUUUAACUUUAGAUGCUGUCUUGCUAUUUUGUUGCUUGUGUGAGAAGUUAACAAUUCCACUUGUUAUACUGUUCAAGUGAAUUUAUUUGUUUUGGAAAGGAGGGGCUUUUUUUUCCUAACAUCAUAAUUUCAGUUAAAUGUUUCUGUAGAGUCCUACUCUUCUUUAGUUACUAACCAGUUUACAUCUAUGGAACACUAAAUUCAUUCUUCUGAACUGCAUUGCAUUAAUAUGGGGUUAUUGAAUCUUGGAAAACAUUUUUCUGUGUAUAAUGGCUUUGCAAUUAGCUGAAUGCUGUUCGGAAAGCUAAUUGCUUAUUAAGGUGAUUCUUGUUCUGUUACUCAGGAUGGUUUAUAAGUUUCACGAAAGACUGAUUUUCUUUCUGAAUGUAGUAUGCCUACAGUUACUGUGUUAAAUGCGAAUUGCACCAAAUUGCCAGUCCAGAUGUCCCUCUGUUUAAUUCAGUGUUUAUAUGCAAAGUUGGUGGAAUAUUUUUCCCCCAAACUAAAACUGAGUCAGACAUCAUGCUAUUUCUGAUAUCCCUCCCUCCCUGCCCCAGCUUGUCCAUUGGAGAAUAGAAAGUGUUCAAAGAUAUUUCAGUGUUAGCAAGGAUGUAGUGAAGUUGGUCUGUUCGUCUUCCUGGCUGUUCUCCACUGCCAGCAUACUUGCUUAUUUUGUCUAUUCUGGGUUGGGAACAGUGCCAAAAAGAAAUGUGAGGAAUCUGUCUAAACAAAUUGUCUCUUUCCAAAUCCACAUCCCAUUUUUCAAUUUACUUUUUCUGUAAAGCCUAUUAGGAUUCUUACAAUAGUAAGGCAUCGGGGAAGAAAUCCAUUUGUCAUUCUGAUGCAAAAGAAUGAGGAGGGUGCUGUAAGUGUAGGAAGUCUGAACAACUUUAGCAGAGGGAUCCCAUUUUGGGUGCAGUUUACUUUCCAUAGACAUGAGUGGAGGACUUAACACUACAGACUGAUUGUAAUUGUGGCAAUGCUUUUCCUGCCAGUAGUAUGCAAACUGGUUAUUCCACUAUUAAAAAAAAAUAAA